AUGUAUAAUUAUUCGCUUUAUUUUACAUUGUUCAUAUUUUUUACAAGAAGCAAUGCUGCGGUCACUCCAGCACAGAAGGCAAUGAUACAGUCCAAACUAUUGUCCAGCGGCUUGGAAUGUAUCAAAGAUCAUCCACUCUCGAUAUCUGAUAUAUCAACGUUGAGGAAGAAAAUGAUUCCUAACAAUGAGAAUGCUAGGUGCUUUGCGGCUUGCUUGUUUAAGAAGACUGGUAUUAUGGACGAUGUGGGAAAAAUUAAUCCAACAGGAGCGCACGACAGCGCCGCGAAGAUAUUCAAAAACAGCGAGGAUCAUUUGAGCAAAGUCGAUGGCAUUAUUGAGGAGUGCUCUUUUGUUAAUGAUCAAACUAUGGGAAAUGAUAAGGGCUGCGAGAGAGCCAAGAUGGCGUUCGAAUGUUUGGUACAACAUGCUCCUAAAUUUGACCUGGAUAUUGACUUUUAA
Messenger RNA from Achroia grisella, 459 nucleotides. RefSeq lists its product as uncharacterized. Gene Ontology annotation, molecular function: odorant binding. The record is from RefSeq and is a predicted model, not a curated record. Lineage: Eukaryota; Metazoa; Arthropoda; Insecta; Lepidoptera; Pyralidae. Gene Ontology annotation, biological process: sensory perception of smell. The transcript is spliced from 5 exons. The coding region runs from base 1 to 459 and encodes 152 amino acids.